AUGCAGCCCACGUCUGCCAAGUGGUAUCAUCGAAGACACUAUGUCUUCAUUGAAUUUUGUGUUGAAAACAGUAAAGAUGUUAGUGUAAAUUUUGAAAAGUCCAAACUUACAUUCAGUUGUCUUGGAGGAAAUGAUAAUUUUGAACAUUUAAACGAAAUUGACCUUUCUCACUGUAUUGAUCCAAAUGAUUCCAGUGCAAAGCUUAAUUGGCCUGGUGUGGACUUCAGUUUUUGGAAAGACUGGAAAAAUGAUUCACACGAAGACAUGUCUAAUUUUAAUUGUUUCUCUGAGAUGAUGAACAACAUGGGAGGUGAUGAGGAUGAAGAUUUACCAGAAGUAGAUGGAGCAGAUGACAAUUCACAGGACAGUGAUGAUGAAAAAAUGCCGGAUCUGGAGUAA
Molecule: messenger RNA, 399 nt
Organism: Cynocephalus volans (Philippine flying lemur)
Lineage: Eukaryota; Metazoa; Chordata; Mammalia; Dermoptera; Cynocephalidae
Product: prostaglandin E synthase 3-like
Exons: 2
Coding region: 1-399 (132 amino acids)
Biological process (GO): prostaglandin biosynthetic process; chaperone-mediated protein complex assembly; telomere maintenance via telomerase
Cellular component (GO): nucleus; cytosol
Molecular function (GO): prostaglandin-E synthase activity; protein-folding chaperone binding; Hsp90 protein binding
Source: RefSeq, a predicted model, not a curated record